AACGAGCUCUUGCACUAUUAGAAAUGGAAAGCUACGCUGCCGCCGGUCAACUUUUAGCAAGGCUCUGUGUGUCAUGAGUUUCCUAUCCUUGUCGUGAAAGUCAUGUAGUCUAUAAUCAAGUAGCAGUGAACAACUUGGACUUGACAGGGAUACUCUACAGCAGGACUGCACCAGGUUGAAGCGGCCACUACAGAAAUGGCCAAUCUAAACUGGAAACCUUUCAUCUACGGAGGGAUGGCCUCAAUUGUCGCAGAAUUCGGUACGUUCCCCAUAGACCUCACGAAGACGAGGUUGCAGGUGCAGGGACAGUCUCAGUACAUGGAAGUGCGUUACCGGGGAAUGUUCCACGCCCUCUUCAGGAUCGGCAAGGAGGAGGGCAUUAAGGCCUUAUACUCUGGGAUCUCUCCAGCGCUGCUGAGACAGGCCUCCUAUGGCACCAUCAAGAUCGGCACCUACAACACCCUCAAAGGGCUUUUCGUCAGCCGGCCAGAAGAUGAAACCAUGGUGAUCAACGUGUUCUGUGGUGUGGUGUCUGGGGUCCUGUCCUCCUCGCUGGCCAAUCCCACUGACGUCCUCAAGAUCAGGAUGCAGGCCCAGGGCAGUCUGUUACAGGGCAGCAUGAUGUCCAACUUCAUCAACAUCUACCAGAACGAGGGGACCAGGGGACUGUGGAGGGGUGUCAUCCCCACAGCUCAGAGGGCGGCCAUCGUGGUGGGGGUGGAGCUUCCUGUCUAUGACAUCACCAAGAAGCAUCUGAUUCGCUCGGGCACCAUGGGAGACAAUAUAAUGACACAUUUCGUCUCCAGUUUCACGUGUGGCCUGGCGGGGGCGCUAGCCUCCAACCCGGUGGACGUGGUCCGGACCAGGAUGAUGAACCAGCGCGUGCUGUCAGGGGGGCCCAUGUACAAGGGCACCCUGGACGGGCUGAUGCAGACCUGGAGGAACGAGGGCUUCUUCGCCCUCUACAAGGGCUUCUGGCCCAACUGGCUCAGACUGGGGCCAUGGAACAUCAUCUUCUUCAUCACCUUUGAACAGCUGAAGAAGAUGCCCUUAUAGUCGGAACAGGAAGCGAUCAAUCCAGGAAGUGGACUUGAGUGUGUGUGUUGUGUGUGAUUGUGAGUGUCCUGACAUUCACAGUCCGUCCCAAAGUUGCACAAAAGCCAUGUGCUAUUUCAGUUUGUUGUUACCAUUUCAAUUUAUUAUCUUUUUUUUUACGACUUUUACAGCGUCUGUUACACUUUGCGCGCAACCGCCCUUCAUGCCGCUGAACUCCAGGCAGCUAAAGUUAGGUUGAAGCGGAGUAUGGAAGCCCAGAGGGGCCAAACCACAGGUGAUUGGCUAGGUAGUGCUGCCUGCCAGUGUAGAGGAUGGUAGGAAAGGGGGGAGGUUUGAUGUGGAGAAACAUGGACCUGGGAACUACUCCUGAGCUUUGAAAAUAACGAAACUCUAUGAAACACAACGGCUGAUUGUAGUUUUAGCUGCACUGCAUGGAAAGUAAAAAAAAAAAAAAAAAUAGUUUAAAUGUUGAGAAUCAAGUGUCUUUGGGCCUAUUGGAUGUCCUUGUGCUUUUAGGGCAAGCGUGUGUGUGCUGUGCUGCGUGAGGCACACUCAGGAUGGUUACUUGAAUCCAGUCCAAAUGUCAACCAAAGCCACCAGGUCAAUAAAAUGACUUUCUUUUGUAAUUGUACAUGACCCCAACCAACACACACACACUAAAACCUACCAAACAAAACAUCCCAUAGUUGAUUCAGUUCGUGGUCAACAGUACGGUACAGUUGUAGACACACAAACCCUCAUUUCUCAAAAGUUUAUUUUGUUUUAUUUUAUCUGUGAUCAAACUAAAGAGGGACCUACCUGGUUGCCACGGUGAAUCCCCAACGAUGCCACGCACGUGCGUGGCAUGCGUUAUCCAAUGUCUACUUGUACAUAUUUAUGAUCAGUUAAGAUAUUUGCGUUUUCGGUUAGAUUUCUCUUCCUUCCUGUAUUGAGGUUGGAGCAGGGGCUGGAUAGGAGAGCUUGGAGAGUUUGUUAGGCUAUAGUGCCAAACUUUGCUGGUACUGAACAGACUUUCUGCUUUGAAACUCAAAUCUGGAGUUGUAUAGGUACCAGGAGAAUGCACUGUAGACAUUUUCUCAAGCCUUAUUAUUAUAAUAAAUUAUUAGUAAUAGUAAUACGUAUUAUUGUUAUUUGGAUUAUUAUUAUUAGGAAUAAUAAUAAUAAUGUUUUGUCAUGGUUCUACUUGUUGAGAUAAGGGAUCAUGUUAUGGUCACAGUUGACCUGCUAGGACCAGUACUUAGAUUCAGUUACCAUGUCCAUGUGGUGUUAGAGGAGCUCUUCCUGACGUUUUAGAUACGCCUGAUGAUCUGUUUGGAUUUGUUACCGGCCUCAUAAAGAGCUGGGAGUGGGGGAAACUAGUUUUGUUUGAGAGUUAGGUUGUAUGUGCUACUGUAUUUCUGCAAUCACAUUUUCCAGAGUGUUUGAUUUUAUUUAUUUUUUAUUCUGAAUGAUUAGUUUUAAUAAUAAUGCAAGCUUUACUCACCAGUUCAUUUAUUGGUGACUUUUGGGGCUUUUGGCUUUCCCUCCAGUGAUUAAUUGUGUAUUCAAUGUCAAACGUGUUAUGUGCAUGUCUUGGUUUAGAGUCUAGCCAAGGAUAACCUGAAUGCAGCACCUUGAACCAGGAGCCAUGAUCCCUGGAGAACCUUCUAGAGCAGCCUCUCUCAACCCUUGUCCUCAGGGACCCCUGCCCUGCAUGUUCUAGAAGUUUCCUUCCUCCAACGCAACAUCUAGGACAUGCGGGUCAGGGGGUCAUGAGAAUCAGGGUUGAGGAAGGCUGGCCUAGAUUUCUGGAUCUUAGAAAUAAUAAUGCUCAAAAUAAAUAAUUCAGUAACUAAAAAAUGUGAAUCAUUCCCUUUCUUCACACCGUCUGUGAAACGUGAGUUUUCAUUGUUAGUCUUUGAAAUACAUUUUUGAAAUGAUGUCGUCCUUCAUGAACUUAAGAGCUCCAUCCUAAAGGGCAACUCAAGUUCUCAUUUCACACUGCUUGCUUUGACUUCUUUAAUUUGAUUCAGUUUUCUUUUUUUUCUAUCAACGUAGUGAUUGAUUGUGUUCAUCUCAUUUCAAGGCCAGCCCUGAAUAUCUUUCACCUUGGUUAUUCAUCUGUAAAUUGAUGCAGCUUGUGUUGGAUCUCCAGAACAGUUCAGUACUGUAGAAAGUUAAGGGUCCGAAUUACCUUUUUAUUCUGUUGAUACAUUACCCAAACACAGUUAACAUGUUGAAAAUUCCGUCUGCUACCUUUUGAAUCUUUCCUGACUGAUGUAGAUUCUGACUUGAAGACUGUUUUAGGCUUUCCCAGCCUAUUACAUCUCUUGGCCAUUUGCACUUCUGUCUGUUGAAACUGUGUUUGCAAUCAUAUUUAUGAUAUUUUGCUUGUUUAGGUGACCGAAUGUAUGCUUGGUUAUGUGUUGAAUAUUUUUGUGUGACGGAUUGAAUUUGGCAUUUUAAGUAAAUGUACACUGAAAUAAAAUAUAUCCACUGAUUGUUUCCACA
Molecule: messenger RNA, 3546 nt
Organism: Osmerus eperlanus (European smelt)
Lineage: Eukaryota; Metazoa; Chordata; Actinopteri; Osmeriformes; Osmeridae
Gene: slc25a14
Product: solute carrier family 25 member 14
Exons: 9
Coding region: 196-1056 (286 amino acids)
Biological process (GO): transmembrane transport
Molecular function (GO): transmembrane transporter activity
Source: RefSeq, a predicted model, not a curated record